AUGUAUUCGUCAAUGCAACAGGUCCGGCUGUCCAUUGCGCGCCCCUGUCGAUUUGUCGCUCAUCGCCGUUAUUCCGCACCGUUAUCCGCACCCUCACGUCGUUUCCAUCUAUCCAGAAGAUGCCUCGUGUCACCACCCCAAGAUCCUCAUGAUGUAGAAUCUACAGCCCCAGGGGAUGUCAGAGAAGACCACAGCAUCAAAAGCGAACAAACGUCGCCCAAUGGCCCGUCGGCCACAUCUCCGUCCCCCGACUCGGUCAAUUCGGCCACGAAAAAGUAUGGAUCUGCUGUACGCAGAGCUAUGAGAAACCGGAAGUCAACCCAACAAUCAUCGACGCCAGCAGCCACUGUACCUACAUGGUUCUUUGAGCGCAACACAGUGUCUCGCAGCCCCGCAAUCCACGGCCCUACACAAUCACUACAGCAGGUUAGGAUAGCCAAGUCAGGGCCACCGGAGCCGGAAGAUGUCACAAAUGAGAGUCUGGCUUCUGGUGGAGAUCCCAAUUCGCCUGAGCCCAGUGAACCAGCUCCAGAGAACCGGUAUGCGCUUGCUCAGGAAUCAUGGGAUGAACUCCGAGCCUCGGUCAAAGCAGGCUUGCGGCUACCGCCUGCAAAGUAUACCAAGGAACCUUCUGUGAAGAAGUCGCAUCUGGCACUUCACUACCCUGGGAAUGAUGGGAUCUUGUUUUUGGAUGCAGUGGUGAAAAGGCUUUCGCAUGAGCUAGGUACUGACCUUGUCACCCUCAAUGCCCAGGAUAUUGCCCAAUUAUUCAGCGAGCAAGAUCUGGCCGAUUCGGGAGUAACUUCACCGAUUCGUUCCCUUGGGUAUGAGGUCUACCGGUCCUCUGUCGCAACACACUGGUCAGAAUUGGAGGAUCAUGAAGAUGGUGAAGACGAUGUGUCUGAGAUCCCCGGUGGCCCUCGUGGAAUGCACGGAGCAAUUGGUGUGCCUCGUUUCAUCACAAUCGAGAGCAGCAAGGAUUCGGGAGACAUUCCACUUCCCAACUGGCUUGGGCUGAAAACGCUCUUAGGGUCUAUCAAUGGUCAGCCAGACCCGGAUCCUAGUGCUGGGGCUUCUCGGGGUGGCCAGCAUGCCGAAACCCGCUGGGUUCAACUCGUCAACGAGAUUCUCGGUCAGCCAGUGCAGCCGACUACCACUCUCAAUGCCUCUGCUGAAAGCCCUGAAACGGACGCCAGCAAGGUUCAGUCAUCUAGGGACAUUAUUGUGCAUAUUCAGGAUUACCGUGAUAUUCAGAACACUCGGGAAGGCUCUAAGUUCAUUUCUCUUCUGCACAAAGUGAUCCAAGAUCGGAGAGGGGCUGGUUCCAAGCUUCUGUUGAUCGGAACUACCUCCCAGGAAAUCCCUUCCGCGCCCUUAACAGACGGUGCUGGACUCCUUCAGAAUGUUCUUGAUGAUCAGUAUUCGAAGACUUUGUUCGUCACUCCAGCUAUGAACUCAAAGGCAGCAGAAACUGUCUUCGCUGAAGAUCGUAAGAAGCGCAUCAUGGACAUUAACAUCCGCCACCUGCAAAGCAUGCUUCGAUUCCGUUUGAAUGAACAGGCUUCGCCGGUCACGGAUGAUAUUCUGAGCAACCCCGCCUGGCCGCUAGAGCCAACUACGAUCAAAGAAUCCGGAAUUGAGGAUCGAUACUGGUCAUACAACCAAGUUCAUUGGAUUGCCACACUUGCACUUGGUUGCGCAGAGACCAAUGAACCGUUUGGAUUUGAACAUAUCCGCCGCGGUAUCGAGCUCAUGGAUAAAGGUGACAAGGUGACCAAUGAGUGGUUGAAGGAGAAGUCUCCCAAGCAAAAAGACUCGGAAGCGGGCCAAACUCGCGAACAGCUUCUGGCUUCUUUGCGCAAAACAUGCAACACGCACGAGAAGAAGCUUCUCAAUGGUGUGGUCGAUGCAAACAGCAUCCGCACAACAUUUAACGAUGUUCACGUCCCUCCCGAAACCAUUGACGCCCUGAAGACCCUCACUUCUCUGUCACUUAUCCGUCCCGAGGCAUUCACAUACGGUGUUCUUUCCACUGACAAGAUCCCUGGUCUUCUCUUAUACGGACCUCCGGGUACUGGUAAAACACUUCUUGCCAAGGCCGUAGCCCGCGAGAGUGGCGCCACCGUCCUCGAAGUCAGCGGCUCUGAGGUGUACGAUAUGUAUGUCGGUGAAGGCGAGAAGAACGUGAAAGCCAUCUUCACACUCGCCAAGAAGCUGAGUCCCUGCGUCGUCUUCAUCGACGAAGCAGACGCUAUCUUCUGCUCACGUACCGGAGCUAGUAGCCGCACAUCCCACCGCGAAUUGAUCAACCAGUUCCUGCGCGAAUGGGACGGUAUGAACGACCUCUCAGCCUUCAUCAUGGUAGCCACCAACCGACCCUUCGAUCUAGACGACGCUGUUCUCCGCCGACUGCCCCGCCGACUCCUAGUCGAUCUGCCAACGGAGGAAGACCGCCUCGCAGUCCUAAAGAUCCACCUGAAAGAAGAGCAACUCGACCCCUCUGUCGAUUUAGCCGAGCUAGCCCAUCGCACACCCCUCUACUCAGGCUCCGACCUAAAAAACCUGUCAGUAGCAGCCGCACUGGCCUGCGUCCGCGAAGAAAACGAGGCAGCAGCCAAGCAUACAGGCUCCGAGCCAUACACCUACCCAGAGCGCCGCAUUCUGACACGGACUCAUUUCGAGCGUGGAAUGGAAGAGAUCAGUGCCUCCAUCAGCGAGGAUAUGUCAUCUCUAUCUGCCAUUCGCAAGUUCGACGAGCAGUACGGUGACCGCAAGGGCCGGCGCCAGAAGAGCGCUGGGUGGGGAUUUAUCCCUGCCCCUAGUGGUGAGGCUGCAGUUGAAUCAGCACGUGUUCGUGAUUGA
Messenger RNA from Penicillium antarcticum, 2862 nucleotides. Its product is annotated as ATP-binding protein. The record is from RefSeq and is a predicted model, not a curated record. Gene Ontology annotation, cellular component: mitochondrial outer membrane. Bases 1 to 2862 code for a protein of 953 amino acids. Lineage: Eukaryota; Fungi; Ascomycota; Eurotiomycetes; Eurotiales; Aspergillaceae. The transcript has a single exon. Gene Ontology annotation, molecular function: ATP binding; ATP hydrolysis activity.